Musa acuminata subsp. malaccensis (wild Malaysian banana) is the source of this 1676-nucleotide messenger RNA. Its product is annotated as GRAS family protein RAD1-like. The record is from RefSeq and is a predicted model, not a curated record. Gene Ontology annotation, biological process: regulation of DNA-templated transcription. NCBI's taxonomy places the organism in Eukaryota, Viridiplantae, Streptophyta, Magnoliopsida, Zingiberales, Musaceae. Gene Ontology annotation, cellular component: nucleus. Gene Ontology annotation, molecular function: sequence-specific DNA binding; DNA-binding transcription factor activity.
UUUACUUGUGUUGCGAUUUGUUAGAUCUGAGAGAGAGAGAGAGAGAGAGAGAGUUAAGCUGCGAUAUCCAAUGUCUCCUGCAUGCUACUUGAAGCCUCAAGAAGAACAACUGCAACAGUUGAAUUACAAUGAGGAGGGGAUGGGUGACAAUGGCGCCGAGCUCGGCCUAUCGAACAUGGCUAAAAUGGAUCUGCAUCCAGUCUGCUUUAACCUGCUUCCGUGGGAUCAUGCCUCGUCAGCGUGGUUUUCUCCUCCGCUGGAGCUCAAUCGGCAAAGGAAGAAGCAGCGGACCACCAACAGCGUCGCGGCCAUCACCGUCGUCGGGGGAGAUGAUGUUGAUGACGACCGCUCGGAUUACGCCCGGAAGCUUCGUUUCCGCGAUCUGCUCCGCACCUACAAGCAGAGGAUCUCGGCGUUGGAGGUGGUCGAGGAAUCGCCUGAAUCCGAUGGGAUCUUCGAGGACGGCAGCGGCGAUGGCAUGAGGCUGGUGCAGUUGCUCAUCUCGUGCGCCGAGGCGGUGGCGUGCCGCGACCGGGCGCAGGCGUCGGCGCUGCUGUGCGAGCUCAAAGCCAGCGCGCUGGUCCUCGGCACUUCGUUCCAGCGCGUGGCGUCUUGCUUCGUGCAGGGCCUCUCAGACCGCCUUGCGCUCGUGCAGCCGCUCGGCGCCGUCGGCAUUGUCGGCCCCGCCACCGUCCCGCCACUGGCGCUCGAGAAAAAGGCCGAGGGGCUGCGCCUUGCCUACGAGCUGUGCCCGUACCUCCAGUUCGGGCACUUCGUGGCCAACGCCUCCAUAUUGGAAGCCCUUGAGGGAGAGAGCUCCGUCCACGUGGUGGACCUCGGCAUGACCCAGGGGCUCCCCCAUGGCCACCAGUGGCGGCAGCUGCUCGAUAGCCUCGCCGGCCGGGGCAGCCCACCGCCCCGCCGCCUCCGCAUCACCGGCGUCGGCACCCGCGUCGAGCAUCUGCAGUCCAUCGGCGACGAGCUCAAAUCCUACGCCGCGAGCCUGGGCAUACACCUCGAGUUCCUCGUCCUGGAGAGCAACUUGGAGAACCUGAGGACCGACGACUUCGAGAUCGAGCAAGGCGAGGUCGUCGUCGUCAACAGCAUCCUGCAACUGCAUUGCGUCGUCAAGGAGAGCCGAGGGGCGCUCAACUCGGUGCUGCAGGUGAUACACGAGCUGUCGCCUGCGGUGCUGGUCCUGGUGGAGCAGGACUCGAGUCACAACGGCCCCUUCUUCCUGGGCAGGUUCAUGGAGGCGCUGCACUACUACUCGGCGAUCUUCGACUCGCUCGACGCCAUGCUGCCCAAGUACGACACGAGGCGCGCGAAGGUGGAGCAGUUCCACUUCGCGGAGGAGAUCAAGAACAUCGUGAGCUGCGAGGGGCCGGCGAGGGUGGAGAGGCACGAGCGGGUGGAUCAGUGGCGUCGCAGGAUGAGCCGCGCCGGAUUCCACCCGGCACCCAUCAAGAUGAUGGCUCAGGCGAAGCAGUGGCUGGCGAAGUUUAAGCCUACUGAGGGAUACACCAUUGCCGAGGAGAAAGGGUGUCUUGUGCUUGGUUGGAAGUCGAAGCCCAUCAUCGCAGCUUCUGGCUGGAAAUGUUAAGACAUCGAAGCACUUCAUCCUUCUCAUAUUUGGUUGCUGCUGCAGCAGUAGCCUAUUGUUCUUAGUUGCAGAA